This is a messenger RNA of Cylindrotheca closterium, 1782 nucleotides long. NCBI's taxonomy places the organism in Eukaryota, Bacillariophyta, Bacillariophyceae, Bacillariales, Bacillariaceae. The record is from the annotation of a GenBank genome assembly.
AUGGAGGAAAGAGAAGCUAGACUCAAGAAAGAAUGGGCUUUUGAGAUACUGGACGAGUCUGUGCCCAACCAAAAGGAAAUCUGCUUCGUUUCCUGUGCCUAUGGACACGAUGUCAAGAAGCUGGAUCGACUGAUCAAGCUCAUCAACAAGAGUCCCCACGUCAAAUUCUAUCUCUACACAAAUCUGAAUGAUGAGCAAUGGAAGACUCCUGGUUGGAAGAAAGUUAUUACCAACUUCACCUAUCGACGACGCAUCACACACUCUAGAUAUGGAAAGUUCCUUGGUUGGAAGAACGAAGAAAUGCAGAAGAAUUGUGAUGCAAUAUUUUAUGUGGACUCUUCUAUUCGACCACGGUUGGACCUGCAAACACUGAAUGAUAUUGCUGUCUCACUGCAUAAUACGACAUAUGGAUUCUAUCAACACGUUCACAAGAGAAGCAAGUCGGGCAUCAUUCGGGAGUUUGGAGUCAUCCGACAGUUCAAGAAGGACAUUGAUGAGAAUAUUAACGCUUCGAUAGCCUGGAUGGAAACACAACCCGAUUAUGACCCAAGGUCGCCUCUCUUUCUGAAUCAAUGUAUGGCAUAUCUUCCAGGGUCCAAGACGUUUCAGAAAGUGAGUACAGCCUUCUGGGAGCGAUAUUCUCAGGAGCUGGACUCAUGGCGAGAUCAACCUCUAUGGGCGUUUAUGCUGCAUCGGUACAAUAUUACACCAGAUAUAUUUGCCCAGAACCACACUGAGCUCUGGGAAGUACCUCAUCCAAAGAAGUUUGGGCACAAUAAGCAUAUGUAUUUUUCGGAGGACGAUGUGCGGAUGUUUGACAAGCCAGCAGUCCCAAUAAUGCAAAAGAAGGUGGAAUCAUCCGAUAGUUCAGAUGAGGAUGAUAGUUCGGAUGAAGACGGCGACGCAAGCCUACAGGAAGCAAAGACUGAUCCACUGGUCACCGGAUACAUUAAUCACACCAGGAUUAUGGAAGAGAGAGAAGCUAGACUCAAGAAAGAAUGGGCUUUUGAGAUACUGGACGAGUCUGUGCCCAACCAAAAGGAAAUCUGCUUCGUUUCCUGUGCCUAUGGACACGAUGUCAAGAAGCUGGAUCGACUGAUCAAGCUCAUCAACAAGAGUCCCCACGUCAAAUUCUAUCUCUACACAAAUCUGAAUGAUGAGCAAUGGAAGACUCCUGGUUGGAAGAAAGUUAUUACCAACUUCACCUAUCGACGACGCAUCACACACUCUAGAUAUGGAAAGUUCCUUGGUUGGAAGAACGAAGAAAUGCAGAAGAAUUGUGAUGCAAUAUUUUAUGUGGACUCUUCUAUUCGACCACGGUUGGACCUGCAAACACUGAAUGAUAUUGCUGUCUCACUGCAUAAUACGACAUAUGGAUUCUAUCAACACGUUCACAAGAGAAGCAAGUCGGGCAUCAUUCGGGAGUUUGGAGUCAUCCGACAGUUCAAGAAGGACAUUGAUGAGAAUAUUAACGCUUCGAUAGCCUGGAUGGAAACACAACCCGAUUAUGACCCAAGGUCGCCUCUCUUUCUGAAUCAAUGUAUGGCAUAUCUUCCAGGGUCCAAGACGUUUCAGAAAGUGAGUACAGCCUUCUGGGAGCGAUAUUCUCAGGAGCUGGACUCAUGGCGAGAUCAACCUCUAUGGGCGUUUAUGCUGCAUCGGUACAAUAUUACACCAGAUAUAUUUGCCCAGAACCACACUGAGCUCUGGGAAGUACCUCAUCCAAAGAAGUUUGGGCACAAUAAGCAUAUGUAUUUUUCCGAAGAAGAUGUUAAAUUCUAA